UAGAAAUGUUUAUUAGUGGAGAGUUGAGACGGUCAAAUCAAACUUUUCAAGAAUUAUAAAAUGACUCUCUCACCUAAAAAGUAUGUUUCUAAUUAUACUACUAGUACAGCUCAGAGAGGAGUACAUGCUAAAGAAGUCGAAUUGGGGAAUACGAAUUUGGAACUGGACAUGUCGGCGUCGACGCCCUGCGCGGCCGAGAGCAGCGCGGGCUCGGCCGGGCGCGCGCGGACGCGGGCCAGCCGCCCGUCGCCUCCAAUGACGAGACAGGUUCCUACCUCCAGGUUGUGGUGGAGAAGCACCGGCGCGCCCGCAGCUCGCCCCCCCCGCGCGCCGCCUCGCCGCGCCUGCCCGCCGCCUCCAGCCCGCUCGCGUACAACCAGGGCGGGCGCGGCGACGGCGGCGGCGUGUACGUGCUGCCGCACCCGCUGCUGCUGGCGUGUCCGGCCGGCUCGCCCAUGUGCACUGCACUGCAGGCGCAUCCCUACUUUGCACGCAGCGGGCGCGCGCUGGCGGACGCGGCCACGUCGCCGAGCCGCGCCGCGCCGCCCCCUGCGCGCGCCGCCUCGCCGCCGCCGGCGCCCCCGCAUCCUCCGGUCUGCGUUACAACUACUCCUAACCCUGCAUCGACGUCAACAUAGUGUACUUACCUACAACUUUCAUUUUCAGAAAAAGUAUCAUACUUGGAAAUUACUUCGAGGCAUCGGUAUGGAAAGAUCGUACGAAAACGAGCCUGACCGCGUGGAGCUGUACUACUUCGAGCACGGCGCGGGCGAGUUCCUGAGCGCGUGGUCGGGCGAGCGCGUGACGCGGCUGGAGCGCGCGGCGCGGCCGGCGCAGCGCCUGGCGCGCGCCGCGCUGGCCGAGCUGCUGGCGGCGCCGCGCCUGCUGGCCGCUGCCCGUGGCGCUGCUGCUGCAGCUGGCGCGCUGCGCGCUGGCGGCGCUGCGCGGCGCGGCGGCGGGGCUGCUGCAGACGGCGUCCGACGUGGCGCUCAAGCCGGCGCUGGCGCUGACGUUCAACGCGCUGCUGCAGCCGCUGCUGGUGUUCGCGCAGAACGUGUCGCGCGGCGUGCGGGCGGCGCUGCAGCCGCUGGCGGCGCUGCUGGGCGACGUGGCGGAGCCGGCGCGGCUGCUGGCCGCCGUGCGCCUUGUGGAUGUGCGCCUUACCUGCCCGCACCAUACCGUCUAGCCACCAAUAUAACAUUCACCGAAAUAUUGCUGGUUUUUAUCUAAAUAAAAAUGCCCUGCAGUUUGGUAUUCUACUGUGCUUCUUAGCUGGGGCACGGUUCCACUAAUUUCACUUAAGCGACAUAAACGAUUCACAUCCGACUGAGAUACAAUCACGACUCAAUUACGAUUGAAGCGUAUGUGGCAUUUUGCUAUUUUUUUUCUUUUAAAUAAACGUUUUUAUCCGUUUGUGAUUCAAUAAUGAAUCAUAUUGUCUGCAAAUUAUUGCAAUAUGAUUGUUGAGCAAACUACCGUAUAGACUAUAGACCAAACGACAGACCAAUAUCGAAUGUCAUUGGAAUACGAUUGGUCUUAAAUUAGUAGCAUAAUGCCCGGUAAGGCUAUAACUGCUAAUGCGAUUCAAUUUCUAUUCAAUUUUGACAUUAUUAACUUAGCAGAAUCGGGCUGUAGUGUUUUUUCAAGAUGGUGUCUUAAUAACAGAACUUAGUUUUCAGGUUUUUUACUAAAAUAGUUUAUGAUUUUAAUUGUAAUUUUAAUCAAUAAAACCUUUUAUGGAUUGUCAAAAAGAAGUUAUUUAGUAGAUACAUAGAGUUCCUGGAAGCAUUCAUAAAUUGUGGCCGCUAUCUUCUUCGUAUAAAAAUGAACUAAGUAUAUCGUUUUAUCGCGUAUAUCAUUAAGAAAUUACGUCUUGGAUAG
Molecule: messenger RNA, 1881 nt
Organism: Helicoverpa armigera (cotton bollworm)
Lineage: Eukaryota; Metazoa; Arthropoda; Insecta; Lepidoptera; Noctuidae
Exons: 6
Coding region: 61-1230 (389 amino acids)
Source: RefSeq, a predicted model, not a curated record